Molecule: messenger RNA, 1529 nt
Organism: Pisolithus orientalis
Lineage: Eukaryota; Fungi; Basidiomycota; Agaricomycetes; Boletales; Pisolithaceae
Exons: 3
Coding region: 246-1271 (341 amino acids)
Biological process (GO): snoRNA splicing
Cellular component (GO): U2-type spliceosomal complex
Molecular function (GO): metal ion binding
Source: RefSeq, a predicted model, not a curated record
GUCGUCGGCUUGCAACGUUACGCAUCUGCCACUGCUCAGCCUAGCGGAAUCUUAAGAAGCACAGUUGAUGAGGUGGUCUACAGCGCAACAGGUAACUGAAUAUUCAUCACCAGCUGUCCUGCUAUCUAAUGUCUAAUAAUCUACACACAUACUGGAGUUCGAGCUUGCUAAUCAGAUGACUAAGCCAAGGCCCAUAUUUACUACGGAGCUUUUGACGAGCCCUCUGCAGUUGUCGACGAUCCACCAUGUCACCCACGGACGAGAUCAAAGUUCCUUUUUUCAAGAAGGGAAAAUCGAGACCGACAACAGCCAGGAAGAGGUCUGCUUCGCCACCAUCCAGUUCGUCUGUGCUGGCGGUGUCGGCGUCUUCAGCGACCAAAACUGAAGUUGUUCUCCCUGCUCGCAAAACGAUUGGGAAUAUUUUGAGUGCCGGCACGAAACGAACGGCUGCACAGAGACGUCAAGAUGAAAUGACCUUGGAUGAUGGCGAUUGCGAUUCGACCGCGAGAGAGGGUCCCGACGUCAAGUGGACAUCCGCUGGAUCACAUAUACAUACUGCAAUGGAAAUCAUUGCAGGGGACGAAGCCGAAGAGAUGGCGUCAAAGCGUCAAAGGAAAGAAAAGGAAGAGCAAAAUGGCAGUGACGAUGAUGCGCCCGACGACGGUCUAUACAGGGGGCAGAACGCGUACCGGAGUCAUAUAAAGAAGAAUCAGGAGGUGCCUAAGGCUAUGAGAGUGGGUCCACAGCGUAGUACGAGUACCAUCCGGACAGUCACGAUCGUCGAUUACCAACCUGACGUUUGUAAGGAUUAUAAAGAAACUGGUUACUGUGGUUUUGGCGACACUUGCAAAUUUCUGCACGAUCGGGGAACGUAUCUAGCUGGAUGGCAACUAGACAAGAUAGCGGAGAACCCUAAGAGACGGGCUGAUGAAUCCGAGUCCGACUCGGACUCCUCUGAAGAUGUCCCUUUUGCUUGCCUUGUCUGCCGGAAGCACUUCACGGAUCCAGUAGUGACUCGGUGCGGUCACUACUACUGCUCCGCCUGUGCCAUAAAGCGAUAUGCCAAGACCCCAAAGUGUUUGGCCUGUGGUGCACCAACAGGAGGCAUUUUCAAUCGCGCUGAUAAAAUUCUUGCGAAGGCCAACAAAAAACUCGGGGAAGACGGGGAACUGGAAGACCCUGAUACUGACAAGACUAGUACCGUCAAGAUUGAAGGCCUUGUACAAGACAAUGAGGACAAUGACAGUGACAAUUCAAGAGAUGACAAUUAGCAAGCUUCCCGUCACUGCCCACGGCGGCACAUUAUUUUACUCUUCUUGUAUUCUAGGUUGAAUCUGUUCGGUUGCCUGACACUGCACAGGAACACUAUCACUCUCACUCACGCUGCAUGUAUCAAAGCCUGUACCUACUGGCGUCUUUGGCAAGAUACUGGGAUAUGUAACUGCGCACGACUGUCUCCCUUCUGCAAUGCUCUCCGCCCUGACCCUAUCAGCCCUGUAUGGGCAUUGCACUUGCGGAGCGUAGCAGGG